Messenger RNA from Acanthochromis polyacanthus (spiny chromis), 2227 nucleotides. RefSeq names its product glycerol-3-phosphate dehydrogenase [NAD(+)], cytoplasmic. The transcript has 8 exons. Lineage: Eukaryota; Metazoa; Chordata; Actinopteri; Pomacentridae. Gene Ontology annotation, cellular component: cytosol; glycerol-3-phosphate dehydrogenase (FAD) complex. Gene Ontology annotation, molecular function: protein homodimerization activity; NAD binding; glycerol-3-phosphate dehydrogenase [NAD(P)+] activity. Gene Ontology annotation, biological process: glycerol-3-phosphate catabolic process; carbohydrate metabolic process. The record is from RefSeq and is a predicted model, not a curated record. The coding region runs from base 119 to 1174 and encodes 351 amino acids.
ACUGCGAUGGGCGGACCGGUGUCUCCCCCUCGGACAGGCCAAUAAAAUCCGACUGCGUUGCAUAACCGGACUGCAGUCGGUGCAGGUUCACCUCCAUAUAGCGGUUUACUUCUUCACAAUGGCAGCUGCGAAGAAAGUCUGCAUCGUGGGCUCUGGAAACUGGGGUUCUGCCAUUGCCAAGAUUGUGGGUGCCAAUGCUGCUCAGAAUCCCAAAUUUGACAACACUGUCAAAAUGUGGGUGUUUGAGGAGACGGUGAACGGGCGCAAACUGACUGAAAUUAUAAACACUGAUCAUGAAAAUGUGAAGUAUCUCCCUGGACGCAAGCUACCACCAAAUGUGGUGGCGGUGCCAGACCUGGUGGAGGCGUCCAGCGAUGCAGACAUUCUGGUGUUUGUGAUCCCACACCAGUUUGUUGGGAGAGUGUGUGACACCAUGAAGGGCAAGAUAAAGAGCGAUGCACUGGGGAUGUCCCUCAUCAAGGGUGUUGAUGAGGGCCCAGAUGGACUCAGACUCAUCUCCGAUGUGAUCCAGGAGAAGCUCGGGAUCACCAUGAGCGUGCUGAUGGGAGCGAACAUCGCCAAUGAGGUUGCCGAUGAGAAGUUUUGUGAGACGACCAUUGGCUGUAAGAAUAAAAACCACGGGGCUCUUCUGAAGGAACUCAUGCAGACCGACAACUUCCGAGUUACUGUAGUGGAAGAGUACGAUGUGGUGGAAAUUUGUGGGGCCCUGAAGAACAUCGUUGCGGUCGGAGCGGGUUUCUGUGACGGUCUGGGCUUCGGUGACAACACAAAGGCAGCAGUUAUCCGGCUGGGCCUGAUGGAGAUGAUCGCCUUUGCCCGUAUUUUCUGCACCGCUGGCCCCGUGUCCUCAGCAACCUUCCUGGAGAGCUGCGGCGUCGCUGACCUCAUCACCACAUGUUACGGUGGACGAAACCGCAAAGUAGCCGAAGCUUUUGUUAAAACAGGGAAGUCCAUCGAGGAUCUGGAGAAAGAGAUGCUGAACGGUCAGAAGCUGCAGGGUCCAGCAACAGCAGCUGAGGUCAAUCUCAUCCUCAAGCACAAAAACCUGGUUGACAAGUUCCCGCUGUUCAAUGCAGUGUAUGAGAUCUGCUUCCAGGGCCAUCCAGUGACAGAGUUCAUAAGCUGUUUGCAGAACCACCCAGAGCACAUGUAAAGGAAAAACACUGAGUGCCUUCUCAACGGAGAACAUGACCACUUCCACGUUACCUGCCAGAAAGAGUUAGAGGGUGAUGUGUCACUCCACAACUGUCCGACAAACUAAACAGCUCCAACCAGCGAAAUCAUGUACAGGUUGCAUAACGUGUUUUUAAGUACGAGCACUUUGUCCUUAACAUUCAGUUGUUGACAUUUUUUUUCCCUUUUUUUCCCUCCCCAAGUCUUUUACUUCCAGAUAUGGACUAAAACUUGAAGGAUAAUUGUUGGGAUUUUUCUUUCCCUCUGAUGGUCUCACAGCUCUUUCCCCCUGAGAUAUGUGCGUUGUUUAAAAGCCAUGUGAAAUCAGGAUGCAUGGUGGCACUUUUUAAAUCCCAACACUAAUACAGAAAUCCACAGGAUAUCAGUUAAUUGAGUUUGAACUUCAGAAGACGUGAUAAUGACUCAAAUUCAGUUACUAACAUUUGUCCAUAUUUACACAUAUUUAUAUGAUACUACACAAUGCAUCCAGAUUUCUACAAGUCCAGCCACUCAGGGCAAAGAGUUAUUGACAGCCUUCUGUAGAGGGAUUUAUCCUUAUCUAAAAUUAAUAUUGCCGUCCAGUAAACGCCUGUCUGUCAACGCACGUUAUUUAAUUAUAGAUGUAAUACUGCACCUCCUAAAGUCUUUGUAUGCUUUAAGUGUCUUACAUAAUUCACUAUAAGAUUUCCUGCCUUGUACUGUACAUGAACAUACUGUCAAACGCACAGUAACAGUUUUUAACAAAGAAAGCUAACGUGCCUUAAAAUGCAUGGUUGUCAAAGUUUUUCUGUUUAGUCUUUUCUGUUUUGGUUUGUUUUUUUGGCAGUGAACUUAAACAGGGGCGAAUCCAGAUUAAUUUUAGUGGGGGGGGGGUACCGAAAAGUUGUAAGAAAAAAGGAAAGCUGCCACCGACCUCUCGCUUUUAAAAAGUUUUUUUCACAUUUUUUUUCCUCUUGGCUCUUUAACCCAAUAAGAAAGCUGUAUAUGACCUUUUCAUUUUGGACUGUUAACAUUAAAAUUAUGAUGGACUUGU